CAAAACUCUUUCUAUUCUUAAUAUUUUAGUUUGCUCGUCAAUUCUUAGUAAGCCUUUUAAUUCUCUCCAAUGCUUGAAUAAGGUAAACCACAUAAUUAUUGGCGUCUUUCUUAAUCAUUGGUACUCUAGAAUAUGAACAAGGAAUCAAUCCUUUCAAAUGAACUCCAUCUUAUCGUGUAAUUUUUUUUUCUAAGUAUGAAAUCAUGAAUAAUUUUGCAGUACUUGGAAGCAAUCAUGAAUCUUUUGCUUCAAUAUAAACUCGUUCAAUGAAAAGUGAAUAUUUCCAUAUAUCUUCAAAGUUCGAUUUUUCAUCUUUCACAAGUUGACAUUAAGAAAAAAAGAUUCAUAAUUUGACUUCCUGGUUUUUCAUACAGCCAGUUGGAGUUCUUCAAGCUUCUCGUUUGCACUGUACGAUUACAAAAGAAAUUUUCAUAAUUGAAACUGAACAGAUACUGCUGGUCGCAAAAAAAUCGGGUUUUUCUAGAAUCUUAGUGACUAGGAAAUGCCAAUAAUUACGUGAUUCACCUGAUCAGUUUAUCUACAUCGUCUAUUUGGUCCUGUUGUAAUUUGUGUUAUACCUCUCACGCACUUUAAGAACUAAAUUAUUGUUCAGUUAUAAGAUGUAUCUUUUUUUAUUCCCAAAAAGUUAUUCUUUUUUUACGAGAUUAUUUUCCCGUUUGCGCAAUAUGUUGAACUCAAGAGACCGGGCUUCACAAAUUACAAGAAUCCGGUCCAAUGUUGGUAUGGCGAAGAAUCAGCAGCAGAACCAAAGCAGCAGCAGUAGCAACAACAGAGAUAACAUGUCGUCAGGUCCGACGGGGUCCGCUAUUAGCGGAGGAGGAGCCAGUAAUCCGCCAACUAGUGACGAGAGAAUUACCCUGAUCGUCGAUAACACCAGGUUUGUCAUCGAUCCGACGUUGUUCACUGCGCAUCCCAACACCAUGCUAGGCCGUAUGUUUAGUUCCGGGGUGGAAUACGCACAACCAAACGAACGCGGCGAAUACGAAGUCGCGGAUGGUAUUUCCGCAAUGGUGUUCCGCGCUAUUUUGGAAUAUUACAAGGGCAACGUAAUCCGUUGUCCACCAACUGUAAGUGUUCAAGAGCUACGGGAAGCCUGCGAUUAUCUGCUGGUGCCGUUUGACGCCAGCACAGUGAAAUGCCAGAAUCUGCGUGGCUUGUUGCACGAACUGUCGAAUGAGGGUGCGCGUUGUCAAUUUGAGGUAUUCUUGGAGGACUUGAUCUUGCCCCUGAUGGUGAAUAGCGCGCGACGUGGCGAUCGCGAAUGUCACAUCGUCGUUUUGCUCGAGGAUGACGUAGUCGACUGGGACGAGGAGUAUCCACCGCAGAUGGGCGAAGAAUACUCGCAAACUGUCAAUAGCACGGCGAUGUAUCGCUUCUUUAAGUACAUCGAGAACCGGGAUGUGGCGAAGCAAGUGAUGAAGGAGCGCGGAUUAAAAAAGAUCCGUCUGGGCAUCGAGGGCUACCCGACCUAUAAAGAAAAAGUCAAGAAGCGCGCCGGUGGUCGAGCCGAAGUCAUUUACAACUACGUGCAACGACCUUUCAUUCACAUGUCUUGGGAGAAGGAAGAGGCAAAAAGCCGUCACGUGGAUUUUCAGUGCGUCAAAUCCAAAUCGGUCACGAAUUUGGCCGAAGCGACGGCCGAUCCUGCUCUGGACCCGGCCCUGACGUUAUUGGAAGCGGGUGCGCUGCCUCCGAAUCGUCAGGGUACCGCCGAACCACCUCCGUCUUUGGCGUACGUGGACGGACCUAUGGGUCCGGUAGCUGAUCCUGAUUUGGAUCCGUUGCCAGCUGAUGAACUCCAGUAAUUACGACUAGUCGAGGCCUUAUGUUGAGGUCUAGAACACCUUAAGCCUUAAGGAAAGAGUAAUGCGAAGAUUGGUAAAUCAUGCGAAAAACUUUGGAUUUAACGUUCAUCUAAUUCUCGGUAAAUUUUCCGAUCUAAAAUUUGUGAUUUUUCAGUUUCUAAAUAGAAAUGUAUCUGUUCCCUUUCGGUCAGUUUGGAAAACUUUUCGGUUUGAGUCUUCGCGGGGUCUCUCAGAUCUGUUUAAAACGAAAAAAAGACUUAUUGAAGUUAAAAGAGGAUGUCUUAUGUAGCGUCCCUUGUGAUAGCCGUUUUUUAGGUGACAAUUUAUCGUCAUGUUAAUUCGUGAAAAUACAGGCUGGUGUUCUUCCCUCCCCCUACGAGUCCUGCCUCCCCACCGACACCUUUGUGGUGUUUUACAGUCUUGUAUAUAAGCGUGUUUAAACCUAAGACUCUCUGCGCUUAAUGUAUUAUUAUUAUUAUAUCUUAUAUACCGCUUUCACGUUUUAUACCGUUUAAUAAUGAUUAAAUUAACGAUAAACUCAUUGAUAAAUAAAGUUGAAUACGAUUUCACAAUAAA
Odontomachus brunneus is the source of this 2402-nucleotide messenger RNA. Its product is annotated as BTB/POZ domain-containing protein 10. Gene Ontology annotation, biological process: positive regulation of phosphorylation. The transcript is spliced from 5 exons. Gene Ontology annotation, cellular component: cytoplasm. The record is from RefSeq and is a predicted model, not a curated record. The coding region runs from base 621 to 1826 and encodes 401 amino acids. Gene Ontology annotation, molecular function: protein binding. Lineage: Eukaryota; Metazoa; Arthropoda; Insecta; Hymenoptera; Formicidae.